GAUCGGCGAUCCUGCGAACACUUCCAUCGUCUUCAUCCACGGGAUGGCAUGCUCGGCGAUGUUAUUUGACAAGCAAUUCCAUGACCCCAUGAUGCUUGACAAGUUCUAUAUGGUGCGGUACGAGAUGAGGGGCAUGGAAGGAGUGGUACCCGGAGGGCAUAGAGGCGUAUGCAUCCAAGUAUCAAGCGGAAGACUUCCGCUUGGUGUGCGAGGCCUUUCAUUUGCAGAAGCCUUGGGUGUUUGGAUGGAGUCUUGGCGGUACGAGACGUGCUCUUCCUACAUGAGCGUCGUUCACUGACUCGGAGGGGCACAACCUCUAUGUCUCGUACGUUGUCAGGCACUAUACCCGUGGACAUUGCCAACCACUUGGGGCCCUCCUACAUCGCCGGAGUGAUUUACAACGGCGGCGCUGUGCUCACACUUGCACUCAGUGUCGAGACGAUCCCGGAGUCCUUCCUACCACUCAUGCAGCACGUCCAGUCGACGGACGCGAACAUCGUUGCGCGCUUUGCUCAGCGGUUCGUAGAGGGCUGUGUCGCAGAUCCGGUCUCAACGCUGCCAUGGCCGGUGAAGCUGCAGUGGAUGGGGUCUUUCGCAGCACAGCCGCCGGCGGUCCGAACGUGGUCUCACAAUCGCGAGCAGGACGAGACGAGGUGGCGUGCAGAGACGGGAAGUUGGCCCGUGAUGCUGAUACAGGGUGCGGAGGACACGCACUGUGAGGCGGGUCUCUUGGCAAGGCAAGUGAAGGGUCUAUAUGGCGAUGCGGAGGUGCACAUCCUGCAGGGUGUCGGGCAUGCACCUCAUCUCGAACGGCCCGGCGUCGUCAAUGAACUCAUUGUAGACUUCGUCGAGAAGAAGCGUGGAUAACAGACAAUCGCCAACGACUUUGUUAAUGUAGAUAUGUUAUCGAGGCCAUGGGCGAGGGGAUCUAUCAGGUAGAAGGGUUGAAGUGGACCGUAUAUUGCGAGCCGGUCCUGGUGUGGACGAGGCGGGACGGGGCCAGAAUCCCGAUCAGUGUUAUCUAAUCUCAUGGCGAUACUUAUGUAGCGCAGGCACGUGAAAAUGCAGCGACGGGCG
This is a messenger RNA of Fomitopsis serialis, 1077 nucleotides long. RefSeq lists its product as uncharacterized. Lineage: Eukaryota; Fungi; Basidiomycota; Agaricomycetes; Polyporales; Fomitopsidaceae. The record is from RefSeq and is a predicted model, not a curated record. The coding region runs from base 169 to 867 and encodes 232 amino acids. The transcript has 2 exons.